Messenger RNA from Microtus ochrogaster (prairie vole), 2221 nucleotides. RefSeq names its product zinc finger protein 883-like. Lineage: Eukaryota; Metazoa; Chordata; Mammalia; Rodentia; Cricetidae. The record is from RefSeq and is a predicted model, not a curated record.
GUAUGAAAGAAACCAUAAUGCCGACAAACUCUCUGAGUAUGUUCAAUGUGUUAAAUCAUUGGCAUGUUAUAGUCAUCUUCAAAGGCAUGAAAAGAAUUAUUCUGAAGAGAAGCCAUAUGACAGUAUUCAAAAUGCUGAAGCCUUUGGAAAUACCAGUUCUCUCCAAAUACUUAAAAGAAGAACACAAGCUGGAGAGAAACCAAAUGAAUGUAAUCAAUGUGGUAAAGACUUUUCAUAUGUAAGAAGUGUCCAAGUUUACAACAGACCACAUACUAGAGAGAAAACCUAUGACUGUAAUCAAUGUGAUAAAGCUUUUUCAAAAUGCUCUGAACCCCAAAUACAAAAAAGAACACAUACUAAAGAGAGACCCUGAUGUAAUGAAUGUGAUAAAGUCUUUGCAUGUAAACGUAGUCUCCAAAUACAUAAAAGAACACACACUGGAGAAAAACCCUACAUAUGUAAUCAGUGUGGUAAAGCCUUUUCAGUGAACAGUAGUCUUCGAGUACAUCAAAGGACACAUACUGGAGAGAAACCUUAUCAAUGUAACAAAUGUGGUAAAGCCUAUUCAAAACUCAGUAUUCUACAAACACAUAAACGAACUCAUCCAGGAGAGAAACCCUAUGAAUGUGAUCAAUGUGAUAAAGCCUUUUCACAAAUCAGUCAUCUAAGAACACAUAAGCGCUCUAAACUCCAAAUACACAAAAGAACACAUACUGGAGAGAAACCCUAUGAAUGGAAUCAAUGUGGUAAAGCCUUUUCAUAUAUCAAUAGUCUCCAAGUUCACAAAAGAACACACACUGGAGAGAAGCCAUAUGAAUGUGAUCAAUGUGAUAAAGCCUUUGCACAACUCAGUAGUCUAAAACCACAUAAAAGAACACAUACUGGAGAGAAACCCUAUGAAUGUAAUCAAUGUGGUAAAGCAUUUUCAUGACAAGAUAGUCUCCAAAUACAUAAAAGAACACAUACUAGAGAGAAACCUUAUAAUAAUCAAUGUAGUAAGGCCUUUGCAUGUUGUAGAAGUGUCCACAUUCAUCAAGGAACACAUACAGGAGAGAAACCCUAUACAUGUAAUCAAUGUGGUAAAGCCUUUUCACAGAACAAUCAUCUUCGAGUACAUCAAAGGACACAUACUGGAGAGAAAUCUUAUAAAUGUAAUCAAUGUGAUAAAGCUUUUUCAAAACACUCUAACCUCCAAAUACAUGAAAGAACACAUACUAAAGAGAAUCCGUAUGAAUGUAAUGAAUGCGGUAAAGUCUUUGCACAUCAAUAUAGUCUCCAACGUCACAAAAGAACACAUACUGGAGAGAAACCCUACACAUGUAAUCAAUGUGGUAAAGCCUUCUCAUGGAACAGUAAUCUUCAAGUACAUCAAAGGACACAUACUGGAGAGAAACCUUAUCAAUGUAAUCAGUGUGAUAAAGCUUUUGUGAGUCAUAGUGAGCUGCACAGACAUAAAAGAAGACAUACUGGAAAGAAGCCCUUUGAAUGUAAUCAAUGUGAUAAAGCUUUCUGGGAGCACUCUAAACUCCGAGCACACAAAAGAACACACACUGGAGAGAAACCCUAUGAAUGUAAUCAAUGUGGUAAAGCCUUUCCAUAUAGCAGUAAUCUAAAAGCACAUAAAAGAAUCCAUACAGGAGAGAAACCCUAUGAAUGUAAUCUAUGUGAUAAGGCCUUUUCACAACUGGGUAAUCUAAAAACACAUAAAAGAACGCAUACUGGGGAGAAGCCAUAUGAUGGUAUUCAAUAUGAUGAAGGCUUUGCAGGUACCAAUUGUCUCCAAAUACUUAAAAGAACACAUGCUGGAGAGAAUCCCUAUGGAUGUAAUCAAUGUGGUAAAGACUUUUUAUAUGUCAGAAGUUUCCAAGUUCACAAAAGAGCACAUACUGGGGAGAAAAGCAAUGAAUGUAAUCAAUGUGAUAAAGCUUUUUCAAAAUGCUCAAAAUUCCAAAUACAUGAAAGAACACAUACUAAAGAGAAACCUUAUGAAUGUAAUGAAUGUGGUAAAGUAUUUGCAUUUCAACAUAAUCUCAAAAUACAUAAAAGAACACAUACUGGAGAGAAACCCUACACAUGUAAUCAAUGUAAUAAAGCUUUUGUGUGUAAUAGUGAGCUUAACAGACAUAAAAGAACACAUACUGGAGAGAAACCUUAUAAAUGUAAUCAAUGUGAUAAAACUUUUGCGAGUCAUGCUUACCUUCACAGACAUAAUAGAACACAU